CACUUCCGGCGGCCCCAGCCCCAGCACGGCUACCCCAGAGCUCCCGUUGCUGAAGGGGCGGCGGCGGUCUUAAGUAGCCUCGCGAAGUAGAUGCGAGCGCGUAAGUGCAACAGUCGGCACCCACAUCCCACGUUUGUGACAUGCCAAACGUCUGGGCCUUGCCGCAUCGCCCCUCGCUGCCUUCACUGCGCCCCUGCCCCCCUCUCCCCCUCUCCUCGCCCUUCCCUUCGCGCCCCGCCCACCCCUUCUUGCUCCGCCCCGUUUCCAGGGAGCCGAACGGGGCCCAACGGCGCCGAACGGCGGAGUCGAGCGGAAACGAGCGAGCGCAGUCCAGCUGAGCUGACGCGAGGCUCUGGGCCGAGCGGGACGUACCCCGGCCUAGCGGCCCAACCAACAGAGCGGGGCCGAGCUGAGCCGAGUGGAGCCGAGCUGGGUCGAAUAGGGUCGAGUGGAGCCGAGCGGGGCCGAGCCGAGCCGAGCCGAGCCGAGCAGUGCCCAGCGGGACUUAGCGGGGCGGAGCGCCGGGCCCGGGCUGUAGCCGCGGCCGCCGCCAUGAAGCGGGACCGGCUCGGUCGCUUCCUGUCUCCUGGGACGGCGGGGCAGCGCGGGGGCUCCGGCGGCGGCGGCGGCGGCGGCGCCUGUGGCAGCGGCCGGACCCGUGGCCGCCCGGCCCGCAGCGGGCCGAGCGUGGACGAGGCUGCGGCCCUGGUGGCGGCUCGGCUGGGCUGGGGCCUGGCGCGGGCCCGCGGGGACACGGGCGAGGACGGCGCCGACGAGGCAGGAACAGGCCGGGCUCUUGCCAUGGGGCACUGUCGCCUCUGCCACGGGAAGUUCUCCUCACGGAGUCUCCGCAGCAUUUCUGGCAGGGCACCUGGGGAGAGCGCAGACAGACCACCCCCAGGGGAGCGUGUUUUCAUCAGGGACUUCCAGCACCUGCUGGGGGUGGCUGUCCACCAGGACCCAGCUCUGUCUCAGUUUGUCUGCAAGAACUGCCACGCCCAGUUCUAUCAGUGCCACGGCCUCCUCAAGUCCUUCCUGCAGAGAGUCAACGUCUCCCCGGCGGGCCACCGGAAGACUUGCACAAAGGUCGGUGCCCAGCCCCCGCCAGGGGCAGAGGAGGGAGCGUGUCUGGUGGACCUGAUCACUUCGAGCCCCCAGGGCCUGCGCGACUUGGUGGCCUGGGUGCACGGACACGCAGCCAGCUGCGGGGCCCUGCCUAGCCUCCAGAGGACACUGUCCUCCGAGUACUGCGGUGUUAUCCAAGCCGUGUGGGGCUGUGACCAAGGCCACGACUAUACCAUGGACGCCGACUCCAGCUGCGGGGCUCUUUUGCUGGACAGUGCGCUGGCAGUCAAAUGGACAUGGGACAAGGAGAUGGCCCCGUGGCUCACCCAGCAUCGGGGGUCCAACCCUACUGGGGCUGCCCCUCAGAGCUCCCAGGGCAGAGCGACCACAACUCCAGCCGAGACCGAGACCCUGCCCGGCGUGGACGCGGCCCCGCCUCCUUCAGAUGUCAACCCUGUAGGGCCUGGCCUGUGCCCCCCACCUCAGCCAAGCUUUCCCCCAAGUGGGGCCCCAGGGCGGUUGGGUGAGAAGCAGGUUCCGUCUUCAACCUCGGAUGAUCGGGUAAAAGACGAGUUCAGUGACCUUUCUGAGGGAGACAUCCUGAGUGAAGACGAAAAUGACAAGAAGCAAAGUACCCAGUCGUCAGAUGAAUCCUUUGAACCUUACCCAGAAAAGAAGGUCUCUGGUAAAAAGAGCGAAAGCAAAGAAGCCAAGAAGGCUGAAGAACCAAAAACGCGCAAGAAACCAGGCCCCAAGCCGGGCUGGAAGAACAAGCUUCGCUGUGAGAGGGAGGAGCUGCCCACCAUCUACAAGUGCCCUUACCAGGGCUGCACGGCCGUGUACCGCGGGGCCGACGGCAUGAAGAAGCACAUAAAGGAGCACCACGAGGAGGUCCGGGAGAGGCCGUGCCCCCACCCCGGCUGUAACAAGGUGUUCAUGAUCGAUCGUUACCUGCAGCGCCAUGUGAAGCUGAUCCACACAGAGGUGCGGAACUAUAUCUGUGAUGAGUGUGGCCAGACCUUCAAGCAGCGGAAACACCUUCUCGUCCACCAGAUGCGCCACUCAGGAGCCAAGCCUCUGCAGUGUGAAGUCUGUGGGUUCCAGUGCCGGCAGCGGGCAUCCUUGAAGUACCACAUGACUAAACACAAGGCUGAGACCGAGCUGGAUUUUGCCUGUGACCAGUGUGGCCGGCGGUUCGAGAAGGCCCACAACCUCAAUGUGCACAUGUCCAUGGUCCACCCUCUGACGCAGACCCAGGACAAGGCCCUGCCCCUGGAGCCACCAUGCGGGACUACGGAGGGCCAGGCUGUGAAGCCUGAGCCCACCUGAACUCAGGCGGGUAAAUGGGGUUUAGACGGUUUCAAUAGUUCAUUUGAGACCUGAUGGCACAGCUUCGCCCGCUGCCCUGGAGCCCCCAUGCCGUGUCCCCUCACCUGUGUGUCAGGAGGGCACUGGACAGCAGUACAGUGAAGGGGGGCUCACCGUGCAACUCCCGUAGCCUUUCCAGCGUCCGCUCUGGGACCAGCAUUUACCCACGAUACUGACCUUGGGGCCAGAUGGAUUUUAAAUCAUUGAUUCCUAUUCCCCACUAAAGCAAUCGAGGAGAUUUGUAAUCCACUUUCUAGUGCAAGAGCUCCGUGUUAUGCUCGUAAUAAAUUAUUUACAAAGGAGCCGGGCUGUGCGCCGCGCAGGGUCCAGUCAGAAGAGCCGGGGCUCCCGGUAGAGGUCAGCAUCCGGCCCGGCCUGCUGUCUGCUCAGGAGGGCAGCCCUCACGUCCGGGUCACAGUCCGCACUGGUGGCCAGCAGCUGCAAGAAACCGACUGUGCUCAGCCGAGUGCAGCCCCCAGACACCCGGGGCCUGGGGACAGGGAAGCUGGCAACCACAGCCCAGCAGGUAAGUGGCCACAGUGCAAGUGCCGCACCCCCGGGUUGUCCUCUUAAUGGAAGUGCUGUAUCUACAGCACUCUCGUUUGCUCUUCGACACACACACCAGAGUGAGCGUCUGCGUGUUACCUCGGCCACGUUUGAGAAGCUCUCUUUUGGGCAUCUAGGUAUUGACCGCAGCAGAAAACGACGAGCUUCUGUUAUCAAGCCGACAGGGUCACCCUGAAGAGAGGACAGGUAAAGCCACAGGUCAGGGGAUCCCGUGAUGAGUCAGGAUGCCCCCAUCUGCUCACCGUGCCAGUAGGGGCUGGGCUGUCACAGGCCUCAAGCCCCGGAGAGCUGGCUGCACGGGGCUGUGAGGCGUGUCACCUGCCUGUCCCCGGCGCUCCCGGCUCCUGCUGGCUACGGUGGAGAGUGCACUGGUUUCCCCGGCCACGAAGAGACGGAUCAGCUUUAGGUACAUGUCGACGGCAACGUGCAGGAAGGCAUCCUCCCUGGUGAGGGCGUCUUCGUCAAAGUAGGAGAGAAGGCUGAAGAUAAGGAGACACAAGUGACUCUAAGACCUCACAGAAGUGAGUGGCAAUCAGCACGGCAGCUGCUCAUCUGAGGAAUGACGUCACAGGCAUCUUUCCCGUCUGGAGGGAGACACGCCGUGGUACUGAGGAUCUAGGGCUGGGGGAAGGGGAGGACCACCUCCUCUGACCACGCACGACCCUGCGGGCACGAACUCCUUCCCGGAUUGCUCUGGCAGCAACCCGGGAAGUCGGUGCAGUUACCUGUAGAAGGCGAACGGCAGCAGUCUGACGUACUGGUCUGGGGCCAGGCGGAGGAGGACGUGGCCCAGGCCGCCACCUGCAACACCGAGAGGGGAUGGCUUUAGUCAGCUCCGUGGGUGCCCGCCUACCCUAGGGUCGGCACGUUCACGGAACGUCAGGAGCCUGGCGACGAGGGGCGACGUCCUCAUUCUGGAGAGCAGGGCUGGUGGCGGAGGCAGGCAGACCCCCUGUCCCCCACCUGAAGGCCUAGUGGCACCCUGGGACUCAGCACCCCCAUGGGAUUCUUUUGUCCUUUAAAUGAGUUUAUUCUGCAUUUAUCCCAAGAUGUGGCUUAUGUAUUUGGCAAGAAGAUACACUUUGGGAAAUGAGUUAGUAAAGUCAGGCCCAAGGUCCCGUUCUUAAUCAUCUGAAAGUUAUUUCUGAAGAAAGAUUAAGAAGUGGGGAUCGCAACCUGUCUCUCUGCUGGGUCACCUGUGUUCCCGGAUGGCUAACUAGGACAGACGCAGGCCGUCGUCCCCUGCUAUCAAGUCUCAGUGGCCUCUUACCUGUCUCUGUCAACUGAAAGAGCACCAGCCAGGAUACCCUCCUCUUCUCCAAACACCCCAGAAUCUCAGCACAAAUGUCCAGAGCCUUCGGGGUGUCAACAGCCUGUGGCCCACAGAAGAGGGAGGCUGACUAGAAGGUCGUGAGUAUCCGCACAGCCACACACGCUGGGGAGCCUUCGUGUGUCCUGUGAGCCUUAAAUGGUGACUAGGGGGAACAGGCCAGGGACCCUCGUGCCUGAGUCCUGAAGUAAGACCUCAAAGGACAGGCCUAGGGGUUCUCGCUUUUGAGAAACCCUUCAAGACAGAGGUUCCGGGGCUGUCCUCCCAGACACCCUACUGAGGAGGUCUUGGGGGUGUCAUGCAGGCCCGCGGUGGGAAAGGUCACCUUACCUGACGAGGUCUUCCGUGUGGGGUCAGAUGUGAUGAAAGCAGGCCCAUUAAGGAAAAGAAAAACAGGAACACCAACAGCUGCAAACAAAACGGGUGCACUUACAUUAAAUUCCUGGGGCGCCUCAUGGCUCGGCUCAGCUCAGGACCUCACGGUUCAUGGGAUCAAGCCCCGUGUGGGCUCCACGUGGACAGCUCAGAGCCUGCUUGGGAUUCUCUCUCCCUCCCCCAAAAUAAAUAUAUAAACUUAAAUAAAAUUCCCUACAUUGUAUCCUCAAAAAGUAAUUCUAAGUAAGGACAUUGUUCUUUUUUUCCUCUAAGUGGAUCUUAUGAAGAAAAAUUUUAAAGAGACAAUUCGAGAAUAAAUUUUUACCGACUGGGUCAUUUUAUAUGAGCCUUUAAACACGGCUUGCACAAGUGAGAGCAGUGAAACACCAGGCUGUUGCUGUCCCUGAGCUGCAGGGAACUACGCCAGCCCAGCCUCACUCCUUAGCUUCUUGUGGAGAAGUUUAUAAAAUCCCUAGAGAAAAACCCACACGUCCCACCCUGACCAGAGGCAGGGGCCCACCUGCCACAACCCGCUGGAACACACCCUGGCUGGGUGGGGUCUGUCUGGACACUGUCCCCUCAGCUCACAGAGGCCUGGGAGACUUGGAGCCACUAAAAUCACUUUCAAUAAAAUAAACUUAGAAGAAAGUCCCUUGUGGGUUUUUCCACAUUAAAUUAUAGUUACCAAAAACCUCAGGCAGGUGUGUACGUCCAGAGCCUGGACAGGUUGACUUUUAGGUUUAUUUAGAAACAGAGCGUGCAGGCGGGGGAGUGUCAGAGAGAGGGAGAGAGAAUCCCAAGCAGGCUCCACGCUGUCAGCACAGGGCCCGAUGGAGGCGGGGCUUGAGCUCAGGAACCCUGAGAUCAUGGCCUGAGCUGAAAUCAAGAGUCAGACGCUUAAGCGACUGAACAUCCCCCCCCACCCCCACCCUGGCCGGGUGCUCCGACUUUCCAGUUUACCAGUGCUUUAGCUGGGGAGACCCUGGAGGGACCCCGGCUGUGCAAACAGGAGCGCAGAAGGCCCCGCGGGGCAGCGGCUUGUGGAGAGGACACGAGUAAGAUCAAAAGGGAACUUGAUGGUCAAGUAUCACUAAACCUGUCAACCUGGUAAACUUCACUUCCUCAUCAAGUCAGGACGACCCCGCCCUUCCUGUCUCUCCUUGGAAAAGCCCAGUUCAGGUGAACCAUGAGAAACGCAGCUGGUCAGAGCACGGGUCAGAAGCAAGCUUGCCAGAAAAGACAAGUGAGAGAAUUUCGUAUCUUGCCUCCUCUCCUUGGCAGCCCAGCCUCUCCAGCUGGCUCUUGACGCUGUCUUUCCCGGCUCGCUGGAUUUCAAAGUACAGUGCGGCAGCAGAGAGCCAGGCCGGGCCAGGCGCAGGGGAUGCCGUGUCAGGGAGGAGGCAGCUAGGAGAUAGGGACGUGUGUCACCACAGAAGCCUCAAAACCCCGUCGUGGUCGAAAACCUCCAGUCCUCGGUCCCGUAACCGUCAGGACGCCAGCCCUGCCCACAUUCACGUCGCGCAGGGAGGGGCUUCAGAGCCAGCAGAAACAAGGUCUGUGUCCCCAGCAACCCCCGGCAGAGCCCUAUGCCUGUGUCAGGCUCGUCCCUGGCUUAGAGACGGGUUUCCCAUCUCCUUAACGGGCUUCUGUGCUGUGGACAUGGGGACGGGUGGGGCCCGGCCAGAGCACCUGGUCCCGACUAGCUGAGCUUUGCAAGAGGGUUGCGAUGCACAGGCCUCUGACCUGGACCCCGCCACUCAGACCCUCGGGUUCUCUCCCAGAAAGGGUUUCCAGCAGGCUCAAAACCAGGCCAAAAAUGAAUGGGAUAUAAUGCAGGAAUUUGGCCUUCCUGGUCUUCUGGGACUUCAGGCACUCGUGACCCUGAGUGGUAUGCGGGGCACCUCGGGGAUAAAGGAGGCUGGGUGGGGUGAGCUCCUCCUGACUGCCUCCAGGAACACCGCUGUCCCCCAGUCCGGCGGGCACCGGAGACCGCCAGCUGGGCAGACCGGAUCUGCCUCUCGAACACAUCCCCGUGAUGCCGACACUGUCAGUCCUGGGCCGACUGCAGGCGUAAGAGGAGAGGAGGGGCGUAGGUGGGCAGCAAAGCUGGGCAGGGGCCUGCUAACAUCAGUCUUUCCCGAAACAUUCUCGAGCUUCUCAGACAGGAACCUGCUAGGUCGCGUCUGUUUCUUCCCUUUCUUGGCAGACCUGUCCCUAUGGCCUGUCAAGGCCAACGUGUCCAUGGAGGUAACCCAGUGCGGGUCCCAAAGGACAGCCACGCUCCGUCCCCUCGUCCCUCUUACCUCCUGCCAAACCGCUGGGCCUCCCACAGUCUCUGCAGCUCCUGGGGCAGUGGGCCCUGGAGGCAUCUCCUCCACCGACUACGGAGUUCGGGCUCCAGACGUGGCCACCACAACUUCCAGAGGAGAGAGAUCACCAGUGAGCGGGUCCCGGGAGGCUCUACCCGGACACCUCCUCAGUCCCGCAGCCAAGAUGCUGAACCCUCAGGUGACCACUGAAGACCGGAGCCCACCCGCCGGUGGGCACCGCUCAGCGCGGCGCACGUCCCGCCCACGCCUCCGGCCUUCGGGUGGUGCCCCGUGCACUUGGGUCCACGGCAGUGCCAGGAGGGGUUUCUCUUCCUCUGCAGAUGACACGACGGAGCGGGUGUUUGACACACACCACGGCUCUUGCAGGGAACGCCACCCAAAUGAGCCACAGACUAAGAAAAGUGGAGACCCUCGGGGGCGCAGCAGCUCGGCUCCUGUGGCUGCCAGAGCCUGGGCUCCAGCUGACGAAACCAGGGCAGCUGCCUGUUGUCAGGAAUCUAAGAGCACAGGGCACCAGGGGGGGGCCUCUGGAUUUCAGCUCGGGUUGUGAUCUCCCGGUUCGCAGGAUGGAGCCCCGCGGUGGGCUCUGUGCUGACAGCGUGGAGCCUGCCUGGGAUUCUCUCUCUCAAAAUAAA
This is a messenger RNA of Acinonyx jubatus (cheetah), 7670 nucleotides long. It is a transcript of the gene ZNF276, whose product is annotated as zinc finger protein 276. Gene Ontology annotation, cellular component: kinetochore; nucleus; chromosome. Bases 91 to 2394 code for a protein of 767 amino acids. Gene Ontology annotation, molecular function: chromatin insulator sequence binding; DNA-binding transcription factor activity, RNA polymerase II-specific; zinc ion binding. Lineage: Eukaryota; Metazoa; Chordata; Mammalia; Carnivora; Felidae. Gene Ontology annotation, biological process: regulation of transcription by RNA polymerase II. The record is from RefSeq and is a predicted model, not a curated record. The transcript has 11 exons.